UAGCAAAUCAUUUGUCCGUGAGAUGCAGAGGAUGCCGCUGUCCCAAUGCGAUGCUGCUGGCUUCAUCGCCAAUAUAAAGGGGCGGGCACCGUCCGGGUUCCCUCCCCAUUUCCCCACUGCCAACCAUCAUAGCCACCUUGCCUCCUUUCCCUGCGCCUUCCUACACGUGUGCCAUACAACAAAAUGAAGCUUUCCGUUGUUUCCGCCGGCAUCGCGGCGCUUUUGGCUUUCCAAGGAGCCGAAGCCAAGAGGGCUUUCCGAAUCCCUAACACUGAGAGCUGCAUUGAUGCGGGUCCGCGAUACACUCUCCAGAUGUGGGCCGAUUGCAACGGGACCAACAAUCAGUUCUACGACUUCAUCAACCAGGAUUGGACUGGCGCCGCGCAAUUGCGGAGCGUGCAGCAGGGACUCUGCUGGGAUGCCUCUCAGGCGACUCACAUGACGAGGAUCAAUCUGUCUCCAUGCAAUGAUGAGGUAUCUAAAUGGAAGAUGGACGGGGCGAAAGUGAGGCUGUACAAGAAAGGCCGCGAUACAGGCAUGUGCGCCUGGACCCCCUCGGAGACCACCCACUCAGUAAACCUUGUGGAAUGCGCCGGUGCGAUGGAGUGGCAGGGUUAAAUGGAAGGCAAAAGUGAAGCUCGCAUGCAUCGACUCCGUCUCACAUGGCCAAGAUUGGGG
Messenger RNA from Fimicolochytrium jonesii, 678 nucleotides. RefSeq lists its product as uncharacterized. NCBI's taxonomy places the organism in Eukaryota, Fungi, Chytridiomycota, Chytridiomycetes, Spizellomycetales, Powellomycetaceae. The record is from RefSeq and is a predicted model, not a curated record. The coding region runs from base 184 to 618 and encodes 144 amino acids. The transcript is spliced from 4 exons.